GUGGCCAAGAGGAAUAUGUCUUGUCAUAUGAACCAGUCAAUCAACAAGAAGUCAGUUACACUCGACCUGUGAUUGUUUUGGGACCCAUGAAAGACAGAAUAAACGAUGACCUGAUCUCAGAAUUUCCAGACAAAUUUGGCUCAUGUGUUCCACAUACUACUAGACCAAAACGAGAUUAUGAGGUGGAUGGACGUGAUUACCAUUUUGUCACUUCUCGAGAGCAAAUGGAGAAGGAUAUUCAGGAUCACAAAUUCAUUGAAGCUGGCCAGUACAAUAAUCAUCUUUAUGGAACAAGUGUCCAGUCAGUGCGAGAAGUAGCAGAAAAGGGUAAACAUUGCAUUCUUGAUGUUUCUGGGAAUGCAAUCAAAAGGCUGCAGAUUGCCCAGCUGUACCCAAUCUCCAUCUUUAUUAAACCCAAAACAGUGGAAAAUAUCAUGGAAAUGAAUAAACGUUUAACAGAAGAGCAAGCCAGGAAGACAUUUGAGAGGGCCAUGAAACUGGAGCAAGAAUUUACUGAACACUUCACAGCUAUUGUCCAAGGAGACACACUGGAAGAAAUCUACAACCAAGUGAAACAGAUCAUAGAGGAACAGUCUGGUCCUUACAUCUGGGUUCCAGCAAAGGAAAAAUUAUGAAAACAGAUUUUUAUUUUUCAUUUUCUAACUGACAUCACCUACUACAUCUGACGACUCUUAAGCCCUUCCAGUGGAGCCUGCCUCUAGUUCUUUCCAGCGUGGUUCAUACCCUAACCAUCACAUUCUGCAGUUCCCAUGAUGCUUUACAUUUGGUGUCUCUCUUAGUUUAAAUAAUUUGUAUUACUGUGUGUUGUUGGUUUGCCAUUUUUCAAACAUGACAGUGGAAUGGCCUGACCAGCUAUUAGUUUAGGGUGGGGGUGGGAGGGAAUUGCUUGGUAAAAUUCCUUAAUGUUUAAGGGAAAGUAACUUUCAAAGAUUUUUCAAAAAAGCUUUAUAGACAUUCUUUUAAAAUUUCAUAACAAUUGAAAGAAAAAUUGUAUUCAAGGAAGUUGUAAAUUACGAGUAACUUUGCACGCUUAACUUUAAUAGCAUGGUUUGGUCAGGGCAAUCGAUUCCAGGUUUUAUUUUCUGAGUUCAAUUCUAUUCUCACAAUAUCUUUUUUUCUUUCCAGGCAGUUAGAGAGAAACUUUCAAAUUUUGAGUUAACAUUUUCAUUAAGUCCCGUUACUACUCCUCAAGGGAUAUUCAUUUUCAUAAUUUCAUAUGAAUAUUCUUAUAAUCUAUUUUUUCAUUUUUUUGCCAAUAAAAUUGCUAGGGACAAAGAUGUGUAAUGUUUUUAAUCUUCCUCAUGAAACACUAUUUAUAGUGUCUUACAGAAAUUCUUUAUAGAUAAUGGUCAUCACACUUUUUGAGCCUAAAAUACGUUUAGGUGCUAGGAAAACUUGUAUUUUUCCAAGGAAUGCCAAAUUUCCGUUGGCAGUGGUACCGAAAACAGCUGCAGAGAUGGUCAUUAGGGCAAUGAGAGAAUGAUUCGUAGCCUAAAAUGUGUGUGUUCUUAGGGGUCAGAUUUUAAUGAAUAUUUUACCCACAAUAACUGCCUAUUUUG
Acanthisitta chloris (rifleman) is the source of this 1580-nucleotide messenger RNA. Its product is annotated as disks large homolog 1-like. Gene Ontology annotation, cellular component: neuron projection; postsynaptic density membrane; neuromuscular junction. NCBI's taxonomy places the organism in Eukaryota, Metazoa, Chordata, Aves, Passeriformes, Acanthisittidae. The transcript is spliced from 6 exons. The record is from RefSeq and is a predicted model, not a curated record. Gene Ontology annotation, biological process: chemical synaptic transmission; neurotransmitter receptor localization to postsynaptic specialization membrane. The annotation marks the transcript as partial.